AUGAACUGGAACAAGUUCUUUACCGGGGGAACAAAUCACGAGGACGACAGACACGAAGAUGAAACGGAAACGGAAGACGAGGAUGUCACCGAUAGCAAUGGGACGGUGUCUACCGACAAAAGGUCACGCUUUCUUGGAAUACGUUUCCACAAUUCCCCGUACGAUCGCCUGUCGCAACGAUGCAUCAAACCCGUUUUUUUAACGAUCAACGCGGCAACGUUCCUUGCAGGCAUCGUCGGUGUUGUAACAUCGAUAUGGACCCUUACUGACGAUAAAAUAAUGUCAAGAUUGAUGGGCCACCGUUUCUUCCUGAUAACUAUACUGUUUGUUGGUCUCGUCGGGUCUCUGAUGUCGUUGUGUGGAAUUAUUGGGUUAAUUCGAAAAGAAAGGAAGUUUUUGAACAUCUACGCUACGUGUUGCUUGUUGUUUCUCUGCAUUAUAUUUGUUAGCGGUAUAUCGAGUUUCUGGAUCUUCGAGCAUAUCACGAUUAACGUCCAGAAAGACAUGGUCACUACUAUGGAAACUUAUAAUUCCCUUUUGUCGAGUAGAGAAUCCUGGGACAACACUCAGAGACACCUGAAAUGUUGUGGAAUCAAGUCAUCGAGUGACUGGGCCAAGUAUCACGUCAGCAUUCCGAAAAGUUGCUGCGCCAAUUCCAUCGAAGAAUGCAUACGAAUGACGGAUGCCGUAGCAUUCAAGACUGGAUGUUUGAGAAACGCCAUGCUGUUACUCAAGUCACACGUUCACGCGAUAAGCAUAUCCGCGCUCUUGAUCUUCCUGAUCAUAUUGCUAAGCUUCCUGCUAGCAAUCUGCAUCCUGGUUAGAAUGAAGGAACGUCCGUCCACAGCCGAUCGCGGAUAA
Messenger RNA from Colletes gigas, 861 nucleotides. RefSeq names its product CD151 antigen-like. The record is from RefSeq and is a predicted model, not a curated record. The transcript is spliced from 6 exons. Bases 1 to 861 code for a protein of 286 amino acids. Gene Ontology annotation, cellular component: membrane. Lineage: Eukaryota; Metazoa; Arthropoda; Insecta; Hymenoptera; Colletidae.